CGGUUUUAUUGUUCAAAUUUUAUUUUGCACCCCGUUUUUUAAAUUGUUUCUAUUUGAGAAGAGGAAAGUAUGCCCUUCAUCAGUAAUAUGCCGAAGGAAUUGUUAAUGGAGGGGCGUUAACACUUGUUUGCUCCUCUUCUCUGCCUUCUCCAUCACUCUCCCUUGCCUUAUCUCACCCUGUUCGCUUUCUCCUACGUUAAAAGCUACGGCGCCUUAGAGAGCUCCCUAAUAUCUGCUCGGCUUCAAUCUGCUCACUAUCCCCACCGCCGUUCAAUGUCAGAUUCGUCCGCAUAGCCACUCAAACCUUGACUGUGUUGCGUACAAGUCCAACGCAGAUAAGGUAUAUUCACUUCUAGUUCGAGUGCAAUGGCAACAGCCUUCUCUUUUUCCACCCCUUCAUCAUCUUCCUCACCCUUCUCUUUCACUUCAAAUGCCAGUGCCACCUCCACCACUUCUUCCUCCUCUCCAUUUGGGAUCUCUUUUUCAAACUCUAGCUUUGGUACUUCAUCCACUACCCCAUCUUUUGGUAGCAGCUCUGCUGCUCCCUUAUUUUCUUUUGGCUCUUCCACCACCACAACUUCAUCUGCCACUACAGGUAGUACUUUGCCAUUCGGAUCUGGUGCUUUUAAUGCUUCAACCGUAUUUGGAGCUCCUUUGGGAUCUAGUGGAACCACUGUUGUUACUGCUUCAACUGUAUUUGGAGCACCUUUGGGUUCUACUGGAACUUCAACCAAUAUCUUUGUAUCUGCUUCUUCCAGCCAGUCUGCAACCUCCUUCAGUUCCCCAAUGUUUGGAACAACUUCUCUUUUUGGCACAUCUGCAACUUUUGGAUCUUCCUCUGGCUCAUCAAGUGUGUUCGGUUCAAGUUUGAGCAUCGGAUCCUCUGCAUCAUUAUCCUCAGUUUCUACAUCACUGUUUGGGUCAUCAGCUACAACUUUUGGUGCACCAUCGGCUUCAGCAACUGCUGCAUUUUCCUUAUCAUCAGCUUCAAGCUCAUCUUCUUCCGCACCUGGUUUUAUGUUUCCCACCACAUCAACUGGUAGUUCAGCAUCAUCUUCCUUUCCAUCAAUUUUUCCCAGUGUUUCGACUACAAGCUUUGUAUCUUCAACAUCAACAGCUUCAUUUUCCAGUGCUGCCACCCCGAGCUUCGGAUCUUCUGCGUCAUCAUUUUCUUUCCUUGCAGCUUCCACCACAAGCUCAGCAUCUUCAACACCAGCGUUUUCUUUGCCUAAUGCCUCCAGUGCUUCUACAUUGAGUUCAAUAGCUUCUGCACCCACAUUUACAUCUCUCACUACUCCUGGCUCCACCUCAACAGGAUCUUCUACAUUUGCUUCUUCAUCACCCUUUCCAACUGCAGGCUCAAAAUUUUCAUUUUCACAAGGGACUGGAAAUGCUUCAACCACAUCAGCUUCUUCUGUCACAACUCCCAGCUUGACAUCAUCUUCUUCAGGUAUGCCUGCCUUUUCAUUUGGGACCUCAUCCAGCUCAAUGGCUUCUUCCUUGAAUGGUUUAAGUGGUGUAUCUUCAAAGCCUGCUGAAUUAGGCCUUGCAACUGCUUCAUCAUCUCCAUUUUCAUCAAUUUCUGCAACAACCAGUGCUUCGGUUCUGUCUGGUAGUCUAGCAUCCUCUGCUCCUUCUAGCACGACCACUACUGGUUUGUCUUUUACAUUUCCUGCUGUUGCAUCCUCCUCUUCUGCUUCAGCUUCUACUGCAACUGCUGUUUCUGGGUCUAGUAACACCACUACUCAAGGAUUUUCUGUUUCUGCAAGCUCUUUUUCAAUGUCUUCAAAAACACCAUCAACUACUCCAGCUUCACAACCGCUGUUCACAACUUCAGUAGCUACACCUGGCCUGAUUGCAUCUAGUUCGAGUGGUUCAACUUCACUAUCCAGCUCUGCUGCUCAAACAUCAUCUAUUGUGAUAGCAACAAGUAGUAGUGGGACUACACAGAGUACAGGUACUGCCUCAGGAACAUCACCAAAACUACCAUCUGAAAUUACAGGAAAAACUAUAGAGGAGAUCAUCAAGGAAUGGAAUGCAGAGCUGCAAGAGCGCACGAAACGUUUCCAGAAGCAGGCCAAUGCAAUAGCUGCAUGGGACAAGAGGAUACUACAAAACCGUGACAUCCUCCUGAAGCUUGAGAGUGAAGUUGCAAAGGUUGUUGAGACACAGUCGAGCCUAGAGCGACAGCUGGAGUUAAUUGAGACUCAUCAAGAUGAGGUUGAGAAGGCAUUGCAGAGUUUGGAAGAAGAAGCUGAACGGAUAUAUAAGGAUGAUCGUGAAACACUCCUUGAUGAUGAAGCUGCAUAUACAAGAGAUGCAAUGUAUGAUCAGGCUGAAUUCGUAGAGAGAGAAAUGGAAAAGAUGAUGGAGCAGAUAAAGUCAGUCAUUCAUUCUCUUAAUGCAAACCAGGGCGGGGAACUAACGGAUGGCAUGAAUCCACUUGAUGUUGUUGUCCGCAUUUUGAACAACCAAUUGAGCUCGCUGGUCUGGGUUGAUGAAAAGGCAGAGGAGCUCUCUUCUCGUAUUCAGAAACUUGCAAAGCAAGGCUCUAAUGCAGAUUCUGGAUCUUUGGGACCUCGAUUUCUGUUUGGGAAAUGAACAGAGUAGAUAUUUUUUUGUAAGGAUGUUUAUGGCAGUAGAGAAAAUGAAUCAUUUACCUCAAUUUAAAGACUUUGACAAAGCAGGAAACAAUUAGGUACUCCAUAUUAACUUUGAAAUCAGGGAAAUCAACUUCUAGAUGCCAUCCAGGUAACAGGCAUCGCAGCCAUUCCUUUUCAAGGGUCUGACCCUGGAAGAAAUUGAUGAAUUAAAGAAUGGAUUAUGUUACUCGAUUGCUAAAGUGACCAUGCAAUUAGAUUUGUAUCCAUGAGUUUUUUAGUAAUAUACUUGGAAUGAUCAGAUAACUUUAUAUGGUACGUAGUAUGAUUUCUGUAAAAAUGUUUGAAAAAAUUCAAACUAAAAAUGCUAGCUUUGCAACUUAACAUUAAGAAUUAUGAAAUUAUAUUAGUGUACCCUAAUCACCAGUAGAUUUAUAGCAUUGCCAUCUAUUAGAAAUUUAUUAUAGGUGGGCUCAAUCACAGUAAUAAAGCCAUAAAGGGUGGCAAAGCUCAUCUCAACGUCAA
Molecule: messenger RNA, 3125 nt
Organism: Cuscuta europaea
Lineage: Eukaryota; Viridiplantae; Streptophyta; Magnoliopsida; Solanales; Convolvulaceae
Source: the annotation of a GenBank genome assembly